CUGGAUUAAAAUGACUUCGAGGGCUCCCGGGUGAUGCGUGUGUGAGUGUGUGUGUGCGCGCGGUGUGAGCGAAUGCAUGCCAGCCAUUGGUUCAGCAACCAACCAAUCAGUGUCAUCAGAGGAUCUCGGCGGUGGAAACCACGGUCAGGAUCUCAGAGUUGGGAGAGAGAUUUUGGCACCAGCGCAGAGAGGACGUCGACCUCUCCUCCUGACACCGUCAUCUCUUUAUUCUGUCUUCGCGUGUUUGUGCUUUAACACACACACACACACACACACAGACAACGAAGUCGAAGUCUUACAGACACCGGGAUGUAUACGACCGGGCUCAACCCGUUUUACGCGUCCAACUUCAGUCUCUGGUCCGCGUACUGCGCGGGCGGCUUCGCCGUGGACUCCAUGAAGAAACCUUCCUUUUGCAUCGCAGACAUCCUGCAGGCUGGAGAGGCGGAGAACAUCCCCGCAUCUUCUGCUCUCGUGGUGCACAUGGGACACCACCAUCACCACCACCAUCACCAGCAGCAGCGUGCGCAGCAGCAACAGCAGCAGCAGCAGCAGCACUCGGGCACUUCACCGCUGCGCCCUUCGCCCGUGGCGCCGGACGCGUCAGUGUACGGUGCGCGGUUGAGUCCGGCAUCUCCGUACCACAGACACGGACUACAGUUGACCUCAGUGUCCAGAACUGCUUUUAACUCCCAGCAAGCCCCGCCACCGUCCAGCAAAGACCUCAAAUUCGGAAUUGAUCGGAUAUUGUCCGCCGAUUUUGACCCGAAAGGAAAAGACAAGUCUUCGUUAAGAGAUCUCACGUCCAUCAUUAGCUCCAACCGUCAGUCAGGGAUCCACAUCCCGGUUCAGCCGCCAGCCAGCCAGUACUUCUCCUCCAUAGACCCCGGGAUGAGCGACGCGUCCUCCAUGAUGAGUUCACUAGGCAGCAGCAGCAGCAGCAGACAAUCAGGCCAGCAUCAGUUUCAGGACACUUUCCCAGGUAGUCCACACAUGUGGGACUGUAGCAGACAGGAGCAUCAUCCCAGGAGGAAACACCUUCUCAGCCUGUCCGUCCUCCACACCUGUCUUCCAGGUCCGUAUGCCGUCCUCACCAAAGACACCAUGCCACAGACCUACAAGAGGAAGAGGUCGUGGUCCAGGGCGGUGUUCUCCAACCUGCAGAGAAAAGGACUGGAGAAGAGGUUUGAAAUCCAGAAGUACGUCACCAAACCGGACAGAAAACAGCUGGCGGCCAUGCUGGGGCUGACGGACGCUCAGGUCAAAGUGUGGUUCCAGAACAGACGCAUGAAGUGGAGACACUCCAAAGAAGCACAGACCCAGAAGGACAAGGACAAGGACGAGAAGUCCGCCGACAAGAGCGCGUCCGAGUCCGGCUGCAGGGAGUCCAGGGAGGCCGCCGAGUCCGAGUGCGACAGCGAGGCCCGGAGCGAGUCCGAGUGCGAAGACGUUCCGGCAGCGGCCGUCAUACCUGACGAUGAUGACGAGGAGGAGGAAGAGGAGGAGGACAUGAUGGACAACUCCGACAUGGGACACGACCGCGGGACUCUGGACAUUUGUGAGCACACGAACAAAACCAGCGUCAUCAUGAGCGGGAGCUGCGGCGGCGGCGGCGGCGGCGCGCCAACACCCGCGACCACGGCCUCGACCACGGACAGUGCGCCGCUGAUAUGAAGGCCAUGAUGAACAAGGACGAUUUUUAUUAAAAUUAUAAUAAUAAUUAUUAUAUUUUGAUUUUUUUUGACGGAAGAACGACAGACUGGAUCGUUGCGCACUUGUCCCAAAAAUAUUGAAAAACAACCAAAGACAGACCUUAAAACACAAGCAAAAUGACAAAAUUCAUUUUAAAUAAAUUCCCUGUUUUUUUUUUUUCUUUUUAUGUUUUGAGGUUGAAACCACUGAUUUCAGUCGUUUUCAAAAUCUGGGUCAGGGCCCACAAACAGCUCCUGUAUAAAUAUUUUGGGGUCGCCGGCUUUUGAAAUAAAACAUUGCAGAUUUUUUUUGUAAGGCUUUUAUUUGAGAUUGUUUAAGAGUUAUGGGUUAUCUUUGUUUACAUACAGACACUGUGAUUUUAGUUUAAUCUGGAUUCAUAAAGAAAACAAACACACGAGCACAAAGGUUGAUUUCCUGGUUUAUUGAUUUUUUUAAAAAAGACAGAAAUAAAUGUAAUUUUCUGAAUGA
Messenger RNA from Cynoglossus semilaevis (tongue sole), 2181 nucleotides. RefSeq names its product H2.0-like homeo box 1 (Drosophila) (gene hlx1). Gene Ontology annotation, biological process: regulation of DNA-templated transcription. NCBI's taxonomy places the organism in Eukaryota, Metazoa, Chordata, Actinopteri, Pleuronectiformes, Cynoglossidae. The record is from RefSeq and is a predicted model, not a curated record. The coding region runs from base 310 to 1674 and encodes 454 amino acids. Gene Ontology annotation, molecular function: DNA-binding transcription factor activity, RNA polymerase II-specific; sequence-specific DNA binding. The transcript has 3 exons.